This is a messenger RNA of Octodon degus (degu), 2017 nucleotides long. RefSeq names its product alpha-L-fucosidase 1 (gene Fuca1). The transcript has 8 exons. The record is from RefSeq and is a predicted model, not a curated record. NCBI's taxonomy places the organism in Eukaryota, Metazoa, Chordata, Mammalia, Rodentia, Octodontidae. Gene Ontology annotation, biological process: glycoside catabolic process; fucose metabolic process. Gene Ontology annotation, molecular function: alpha-L-fucosidase activity. Bases 18 to 1388 code for a protein of 456 amino acids. Gene Ontology annotation, cellular component: lysosome.
GCGGCGCGGAAGCAGGGAUGCUCGGGCGAGGGGCCGCCGCGCUGCUGCUGGUGCUGCUCGGAGCGGCGCGGUCGGGGUUUGGGGCUCCGCGCCGCUACACCCCAGACUGGCCGAGCCUGGACUCCCGGCCGCUGCCCUCCUGGUUCGACGAGGCCAAGUUCGGGGUGUUUGUGCACUGGGGCGUGUUUUCGGUGCCGGCCUGGGGCAGCGAGUGGUUCUGGUGGCACUGGCAGGGCGAGGGGCAGCUCGGGUACCAGCUCUUCAUGCGGGACAACUACCCGCCCGGCUUCACCUACGGCGACUUCGGGCCGCAGUUCACGGCGCGCUUCUUCCGCCCUGACGAGUGGGCCCAGCUCUUCCAGGCCGCGGGGGCCAAGUAUGUGGUCUUCACCACAAAACAUCAUGAAGGCUUCACAAACUGGCCCAGUCCAGUAUCUUGGAACUGGAACUCUAAGGACAUAGGCCCCCAUCGGGAUUUGGUGGGUGAGUUGGGAGCAGCUCUCCGGAAGAGAAACAUACGCUAUGGUCUCUACCACUCACUCUUGGAGUGGUUCCACCCGCUGUACCUACUUGAUAAGAAGAACAAGCUCAAUACUCAGCAUUUUGUCAGUUCCAAAACGAUGCCAGAGCUGUAUGACCUUGUAAACAGCUACAAGCCCGACCUCCUCUGGUCUGAUGGCGAGUGGGAAUGUCCCGACACUUACUGGAACUCCACCUAUUUUCUCUCUUGGCUGUACAAUGAUAGCCCCGUCAAAGAUGAGGUGGUAGUAAAUGACCGAUGGGGAAAGAACUGUUCCUGUCACCACGGAGGAUACUACAACUGCCAAGAUAAAUUCGUGCCUGAGAGCUUGCCUGAUCACAAGUGGGAGAUGUGUACCAGCCUCGACAGGGCGUCCUGGGGCUACCGGCGGGACAUGAGCUUGGCCGACGUCUUGAGCGAGACUGAAAUCAUUUCGGAACUGGUUCAGACUGUCAGUCUGGGAGGCAACUAUCUUCUCAACGUGGGGCCUACUAAAGAUGGACUGAUCGUCCCCAUCUUCCAAGAAAGGCUGCUGGCCGUGGGCAAGUGGCUGCAGGUCAGUGGGGAGGCCAUCUAUGCCAGCAAGCCCUGGAGGGUACAGCUGGAGAAGAACAAGACCUCUGUGUGGUAUACGUCAAAAGACUUAGCUGUUUAUGCCAUUUUUCUGAAGUGGCCAGAAAAUGAAGUUUUAUAUCUUAAAUCCCCCAUAACUACCUCAGCUACAAAGGUAACCAUGCUAGGACUCAAGGGGGAUCUGAAGUGGUCCAAAGACCCGGAUGAAGGUCUGUACAUCUCCCUGCCUCAGUUGCCUCCCUCUGCUCUCCCAGUGGAGUUCGCCUGGACCGUGAAGCUGGCAGAUGUGAAGUGACCCUGGAGCUCAGGAGGAGAGGGGCGCAGCCUGGUUUGUGCUGCUUUGAUUUCUCUCUCAGAGCCGGCAUUGCAAUAAAGCCACUUCUUUCCCCACCCCGAGAUGGCCUUUCCAACACUUUGAUCCAGGACCCUGAACACAUCACCCCGAUGACUGGGGGGCCCGUUGCUAGAGUGUCUCUCUCUGCCCAGCAAAAUAUGGGGCUGCACCAUUAAGCCAAGUUCACACACUACAUGGUGGGGACGCCUGUUCAUAACCUGCUUGCCUGCUCAAUGACUUCAGUCAGCCGGCUCCUCCCAUUCCCUGUGGGAGUGGGCGAGGAGUCUGGAGAGCUUAACCACAGGCUGUGUUUAGUAUCAGGGGUCACCAGUUGCAUCCCCAAAGCCGAGGAAGCCUGGUGGGGAAGGAAAACCCUACCGGGCACUGAUGGUCAGCUCAUCAGAAGCUUCCAGAGUAAACUACUGCUCUGACAUUGACUAUGUUUACAGGGAAACUACGAAGACAAAGACUGCCACCCUACCCUGCCUUGUUAACUGGGCUCGAAUAGUCUAUGGUCCCGGCCCUUAGGAGGCUGAGGCAGAAGUAUCCUUGUGAGGUUGAGGCCAUCCUGAGCUGUGUGGUGAGACCCC